Messenger RNA from Cercospora beticola, 1056 nucleotides. Its product is annotated as HAD family hydrolase. NCBI's taxonomy places the organism in Eukaryota, Fungi, Ascomycota, Dothideomycetes, Mycosphaerellales, Mycosphaerellaceae. The record is from RefSeq and is a predicted model, not a curated record.
AUCAAACAAACCUCCACUUCCACUUCCACUUCUUCCUGUCAACACACACAACCAACCGUCACUGCAACCACACACAACCUCAAUCCACUCAAACAACAAGCUCAAACUCAUCAAACCCACACCGUCGUCAACAUGGGCAAGGUCAAGUACAUCCUCCUCGACUGCGACAACACCCUCUGCCAGUCCGAGCGUCUGGCCUUCGAGGCAUGUGCCGACCUCACCAACGAAGUGCUCAAGAAGUACAAUGUCGAUGCCACCUACACCACCGACAGCCUCCUCGAGGACUUUGUCGGCCACAACUUCCGCAACAUGCUCAUCGGCCUUCAGAAGAAGCACAACUUCUCCAUGCCACAGGAUGAAGUCGACAAGUACGUCGACAUGGAGCUCGGCCGUGUCACUGCCAAGCUCUCUGAGAAGUGUGUCGAGUGUCCUGGCGUCACCGAGCAGCUCGAGUGGGCCAAGGCUCAAGGCUACCCAAUGUCCGUCGUGUCGACUUCCGCCAAGCCACGCGUUGUUGCAUCUCUCGAGAAGUGCAACCUGAUGCGCUUCUUCUCGGAUGAGCUCGUCUUCUCUGCCGCCACUUCCAUGCCAGACGGCCCAUCAUCCAAGCCAGACCCCAAGAUCUACUUGUACGCCUGCAAGCAGCUCGGCGUCAAGCCAGAAGAGUGCCUCACCGUGGAGGACUCCAAGUCCGGUGCCACCGCUGGCAUGCGUGCUGGUAUUCCGCUGAUCGGCUACGUGGGCAUCUACGGUCUCGAGGACGGUGCCGAGAAGGAGAAGCAGAUGGAGAAGACGCUCACGGAGGUCACCAAGGCUGACUUCAUCAUGCACGACUGGAAGGAGUUCCCAGAGGCUGUGAAGCACAUCGAGUCGAAGCUCAACAACUGAGUGGAGGACAUGGAGUGACUGUUCUCUUGCGAGACAGCACUAUUUCUGAUUGCAUUGACUUGAGCGAACCUGCAGCCACGAGGCUCCAUCGAGUAGCGUACUCGAACCAGAAAGCGACGACAUAGACAAAGGAUUGAGCCAGGCGCUCGAUACUGUAAUGCGUAUCCC